CACAGCGCGAUGGCGGCGGCUCCUUCAGGCAGCUGAAGGGGGAUUUAGGCCCGGAAGAUCCGAGUCCAUCCGCGGCGGGGAGAGGGCGAGCGCGGCCUUCGGGGGCCGGAGCAGGGGCGGCGGCGCUCGGACUGUCCCAUCCUCCCCGUAUUGUGGCGCUGGGCGCGGCGGGGCGGCCGGAAAGCGAUGGUGAAAGCAGGGCCGUGAGGGGGGCGGAGCCGGCAGCCGGACCCGCAGUAGCGGCAGGAGCGGCGCCGCCUCCCCGAGUUCAGACUCAGGAAGCGGCAGGGAGGGCAGGAGCGAGCCGGGCCCGCCGCCGCCAUGGAGCUCAGAGUCGGGAACAGGUACCGGCUGGGCCGGAAGAUCGGCAGCGGCUCUUUCGGAGACAUCUAUCUCGGUACGGACAUUGUUGCAGGAGAAGAAGUUGCCAUCAAGCUUGAAUGUGUCAAAACCAAACACCCUCAGCUCCACAUUGAGAGCAAAAUCUACAAAAUGAUGCAGGGAGGAGUGGGCAUCCCCACCAUUCGGUGGUGCGGGGCGGAGGGGGACUACAACGUCAUGGUGAUGGAGCUGCUGGGGCCGAGCCUGGAGGACCUCUUCAACUUUUGCUCGAGGAAGUUCAGUCUCAAGACUGUCCUUCUGCUGGCCGACCAGAUGAUCAGUCGGAUCGAAUACAUUCACUCAAAGAACUUCAUCCACCGUGAUGUGAAGCCAGAUAACUUCCUCAUGGGGCUGGGGAAGAAGGGCAACCUGGUCUACAUCAUAGAUUUUGGCCUGGCCAAGAAGUACCGGGACGCCCGGACCCACCAGCACAUACCCUACCGUGAGAACAAAAACCUCACCGGGACGGCGCGGUACGCCUCCAUCAACACGCACCUCGGCAUCGAGCAAUCUCGAAGGGACGACCUGGAGUCACUGGGCUACGUGCUCAUGUACUUCAACCUGGGCUCCCUGCCCUGGCAGGGGCUGAAGGCUGCCACCAAGAGGCAGAAGUACGAGCGCAUCAGCGAGAAAAAGAUGUCCACACCCAUCGAAGUGCUGUGCAAGGGCUACCCGUCUGAGUUUGCCACGUACCUGAACUUCUGCCGAUCCUUGCGUUUUGACGACAAGCCUGACUACUCGUAUCUGAGGCAGCUCUUCAGGAACCUGUUCCAUCGCCAGGGCUUUUCCUAUGACUACGUGUUUGAUUGGAACAUGCUCAAGUUCGGUGCCAGCCGGGCAGCGGACGACGCCGAGCGGGAGCGCCGGGACCGUGAGGACCGGCUGAGACACCCCCGAAACCCGGCCACCCGCGGGCUCCCUUCCACAGCCUCGGGCCGGCCGAGGGGGGCGCAAGAAGCGGCCGCUCCCACCCCACUCACCCCUACCUCACACACUGCUAACACCUCCCCGCGGCCCGUGUCCGGCGUGGAAAGAGAGCGGAAAGUGAGCAUGCGGCUGCACCGUGGCGCCCCCGUCAACAUCUCCUCGUCAGACCUCACGGGCCGGCAGGACACCUCCCGCAUGUCCACCUCACAGAAUAGCAUCCCUUUCGAACACCACGGCAAGUAGCUGCGCGUCCCCGUCGGAAGGCGGCACUGGAUUCCUGGUCGGGUGGCUUCCAGUGGUCUUCAGUCUGUCGUGCACCGAUGAGAGCGCCCCUUGUGCUGUGAAGGGCAGACACUGAAUGCAUGGCUGAUCCACUCUGUUACAUGGCUUUACUAGUGACGCUCCCUGGGCUAGGACUCCGGGCCACCCACUCAGCAACGCCCGCGGGGACAAACUAAACUAACCGGACAGACUCCCAGCGCUGCCGCCGCCGCCGGGGCUUCACUGAGGCCCACGCGGACUCAUGGUCCCGGGCCCGGGAAGAGACGUCGAGGGCGAGAUGCUGGCAGGACCCAGACUCCCGUCCGAGCCGCCGGCCCUCCCUGCCGCGGCGGCACUCCACGCUCCCCGACGAGUCUGCUGUGACCACCACCUUCUACUUGGUUCUGACAGUUUUGUAUCAUUUUGCUAAAAAUUAUUGGCUUAAAUCUGUGUAAAGAAAUCUUUUUAUUGUUUCUUCUUGUCUGUUUCUCCGGUCUUAAAAAAGGUGUUGACUUCAGAGAGUCCCGACUCAGACACCAGCGUGGAGUUUCUGUGUAGCCCGAGGUGGGCGCUGGGCACCUGUGCCACCAGCGAUGUGCCUGCGUCUGUGUGGCGUGACCCACUGUGGAGAGGGGCAUUCUCCAGAAAUCAUCACGUGUACACGUGUGUGCAGUGUGUGUCUGUGUGUGUUGUGUGCUGUGUCCUGUGACCUCACCUGGCUUUGGCCACCGCCCCUUACCCCCCCCCCGUAAACUGAGCCUCCAGGACUCCGACCGGUGGAGCCUUUAGAGAGUGUGGCCUCGGGCCAGGGCCUCGCGGUGCUCCCGGCGGGGAGGGGCCUGAGUGGCGGCAGAGGUGGGGGCGGCACUAGCACUUUGCUGAUGGGGUUGCCGCAAUGCCUUUGGACUGGGGGGCGUCUUCUGAACAGACUAACAGCGACGCAGAACGGCCCCUCGUGUGUGCUGACACCUGUGCGCUCAGGGCCGAGCCUGCGGCCGGCAGCCCUGGGUGUGGGUUGGCCCAGCAGGGGCCUGCGAAGGGAAUCCCCCCCCGGAAGUGCCAGGAGGAGGGGACCCCACGACCUGUGGGUCCAGGAGGGUGUGUUGUGCUCUCACGAGCCUGGGAGCUGCCAGGUCCCAUGUUCUCACCAGAAGGACCUGCAGAGCAGGGCCCCCGUGCUGUUCCCUGUCACGUUACUGUGUCAGACGCCCCAGGUGGUGGCAGCCGGGAGACAGGAGCCCUUCUCAGGAAAGGGGCGCACGUGUACACUCUUGGGUGCUCCCACCCUGCUGCAGUGUUUGGAGACCAGGGAGCUGGCUGGCAGUCCUGGGCCCGGAAAGCGUUGAGGGGGUGUCCCUCCUGCCCCGGAGCCCCACAGCACUGGAGAGCGGGUCCCAGGCACCAGGUGGCAUUGUGGCAGCGCACAGGGUUUGAUGGGGGCUGGAGGGUCAGGGCAGGUUGGGGCGCCCCCCGGAGGGGUGGCCACUGCGUGCAGCACCCUGCCCAAGUCCUCAGCAUGUGGCUGUGGACAGUGUUGCGUCCCGUGACAGCCCCCAGGAGCUGUGGUGGCGUGUCUGUGCAGCUGUGUCGGUGACGUGUCUGACCUGUGCAUUUGUGUGACCACUGUAUUUGUGUACUUACUACACCGUGUAAAUAAUAAAUAUAUGACGUCUACCUUUC
This is a messenger RNA of Artibeus jamaicensis (Jamaican fruit-eating bat), 3249 nucleotides long. It is a transcript of the gene CSNK1D, whose product is annotated as casein kinase 1 delta. Gene Ontology annotation, cellular component: spindle microtubule; cytoplasm; nucleus. Gene Ontology annotation, biological process: peptidyl-serine phosphorylation; signal transduction; spindle assembly. The record is from RefSeq and is a predicted model, not a curated record. The transcript has 10 exons. NCBI's taxonomy places the organism in Eukaryota, Metazoa, Chordata, Mammalia, Chiroptera, Phyllostomidae. Gene Ontology annotation, molecular function: protein serine/threonine kinase activity; ATP binding. Bases 322 to 1551 code for a protein of 409 amino acids.